Molecule: messenger RNA, 1518 nt
Organism: Sclerotinia borealis F-4128
Lineage: Eukaryota; Fungi; Ascomycota; Leotiomycetes; Helotiales; Sclerotiniaceae
Source: the annotation of a GenBank genome assembly
AUGGCGCCAGUCGAGAUUGAUCUCAAUCCGAGUAUCCUUCCAACAUUACAAUUAGGAGGGCAUAUACUCCUAACAUCAUGUUUAACAGCUCUCAUUUCUCGCACCCUGUACCGUUCAUAUCUAGCACUACCACCUUCAUCAUCAACUAGACAUCGGCAACCUUUGAGACGUAGUCAUGUUAAGAUAUUCAUCAGCUUGGCUUUAUUGGGUUUAUUGACUGCUGGGUGGUUUGGUGCGAGCGGAGCGAGCUUGAGCUAUAAAGUUUGGGCUGCUGAGAGAGCUGUUGAGUUACCUGAUAGUUUCUUUGGCGAUAAAGGUGCAUUUAGACUUGGUCAACAUCCAGGCCGUUUUGAAAUCGUCAGAUGGCUCAACGACACACCUUUUUACCGCGAUAAUCUUGAAAUAGUCGCCGAGAAAGCAAGAUACUUUUGGUGGGGCCAACAAGCUAGUUUCGCCAUGACAUCUUUUAGUACCUAUGUUGCGAUUGAAGGACGUCGAAGAAAUAUCUCGAAUCUAUGGGCAUUUGUUCUUCUAGGACAGCUCGUUAAUGUCUCGUUUGCUCAAAAUUUGUGGUUUGUGGCUAUCUUGCUUACGCCAGUGCCAUUACCAGAGAACGUGGAGAUUUUGACGGAUACAAGGAGGGUUCUUGAGAGUGUGCAUAAAAUGUGGUUUGAGAAGAUCGUUCCACAGCGAGCGGAUAAUUGGAUACCAAAUUCUGGCUUCUACAUUGCCUUACUCCUUUUUGGGUAUGGUGCCGUGUUUUUGACACCUUUCGCUGCAAAUACGCCUUCAUUUAGGACAGUAGCAUUGUUAUCGGUCUCGUUUCCAUUCACACCAUUAUUACUCCCAUACUUCAUCCCCAAGCACUGGGGAACUACUCACGUUCAUACACAUGAAGCUCAUUCUUCAUACACGAGAAUAUUCCGCGUUAUUUCAACCAUAUCCUCCAUUCUUCACAUUAGAACUACAGGCUUGGCUCUACUCUACAAUACACCAGAUAAUCACCAUUUUCGUCAUAGUAUCCUCCACCCACUCGAAAAAGUCCACCAAUCAAACAAGAAUCGUGCGUUCAUAGCUUUUGAACGAGUCCUAGGUGCAAUCGGAGAUCAUCCUGCUGUAGGAGCUGUGGGAUAUGAUGUCAUUCUUUCGGGUUUGAGUCUUGGAACUUGGGCUGCUGUGAGAGGUCUGGAUGUGAAUGAGAUUUUGCGAGUGGUUAUUCCUUGGAUGAAUAAAGCUGGAACUGCAGGAGUGAAGAUCAAACAGAAGGCGGAAAGCAUUGCACAACCAACCGAUACAUCCUCUCCACUCCGUCGUCGAGGCCGUCCUAAGAAAUCCACCAGGUCUCAACAAGAUACCGCUUAUGUCCUGAAAGCUGGUACAAAUGGAGUCGUAACCGAAGGUGAUCAGGAUGAGGAUGAGGAUUGGGAAAUAGCGGCGCUUACGUGGGGUAUAGUAUCGGCUUCUGGACUGGGUGUUGGCAGUGCCGGGGUUUAUGGUGCGGAGAUGACAGCUAGAUGA